AUGGGUCGCGAAGGGUUGUUGUCGGGCGCCUCGUGGCGACUCACGUUCUGGUGGACUCUGAGGCGGCCCGUGGACUUCUUCUUGGCCAUUCAGCGCAACAGGCUCCGAGCCACCAGAUAUAGGCAGGAGCCCCGAGAUCUCCGCGUUGCUGCUUCUUCCGCCGAACUCUCCUCUCCUCCCCCGCGCUGCUCCUCCACUCCUCUCCUUUUCUUUCUCAAGUGCUCGCGCCACGAGGAUGGUGGUGGCCGAGGCAGAAACAGCUUGCCCACCGGCCAGCAGCCGAUCUCCCACGGCGCUCGAGGUCCGGGUCGACUCCUGCUCCUUCCAGGAGGAAGCAUGGCCCGUGGUCUGAGCCCUGCUGAGUACGACCACCUCCUACGGAGUCCCAACGUUCGAAACGUCACUACGCAGUUAGGACAGACAAUGUAUCUGCACUGCAUUGUUGACUCGGCUUCGGACCGAAUGAAGGCGCACCGACAAAUUGUGUCGUGGAUCCGACUUCGCGACUUCCAUCUGCUCACCGUGGGACUGACGCGGUACACGUCGGACGAGCGGUUCCAGACGGUGCACAUGCAGUUCUCGAACAACUGGGCGCUGCAAAUACGCGACGCUCAGCUCAGGGACGCCGGACUUUACGAGUGCUUGGUCAACUCGGACCCGCCGCUUCGACAGGUCGUCUCGCUCCGUGUUGUCAUACCCAAGGCCAGCAUCCUGGGCGGCCCAGACUUGCACGUCGAGGCUGGCUCGGCGCUGAACCUGACGUGCAGCAUCAGCGAGAGCCCGGAGGCGCCGGCCUUCGUCUUCUGGUAUCACCAGGGGCGCCUGAUCAACUUCGAGCGCGGCGGACGCGUCAGCGUGGCCAAGGGUCCCAACGGUACGGCCGUGUCUCGCCUCUUGCUGCCAGCCGUGGACGCCGCCGAUUCGGGCAACUACACUUGCAAGCCUGCCAACGCUAACGCCACCUGGGUGCUGGUGCACGUUCUCGAGAGCCACCGGCGACUGGCCGCCGUGCAGAACGACGCGGGCGGCAUGGCACUGACGGCGGCCGCGACACCGCACUGCGCAGCCGCCUGCUCCCUGCUGCCGCUGCUCGUAUCGCUGCUCGUGCAGUGGCUGCUGGCAUGCGCCCACCACUGCGCUUCCAGGUGACCAGCCACGGCGGAGACGCAGCCUCUGUAAAUAACGCGGUUCGCGGCAUACCAUGUCCGGUGCCCGCUCGUCAACAGAUCCCGGUCCUUCAAACAGGCUGGAACCGAGAGACUCAUCAGUCGCACCAUAAUCCAGCGGUGGAUAGAGGAAUACAAGAAUACAAGAACAGCCAUAGAAACGGCGCAAACCACCUAUACGGACCAUAGACAGGCUGGUAACACCGAGCUCUUCUUCCUGCUGGCCAUGCCGCCUGAAAGACCUGGCGUUGCGGCCACCGAGAGUUGUGCUAUCGUGGCGGCAGUAGCAGCACCCUAUACCGAAUGAAGCUAUAUAUCGAUGAACGCUGCAGGGAUGCUUGCCGUCGCUGACCGCCUCUGUCGGCAUGGUCCACCGACGAGCAUGGUCGCACUCCUCUUGUCAAACCCCUUCGUGUGUGUGUGUGUUGUUUCGCUUCGCUUCGGCAUUGUUCUCGUUUCGUUCGUGAGUGUAACUGCUUGUUUCGACGGGUGUUGUGAACGCGCGCAAUCGUUCAGGCGCACGAACGUUUACGUCCUCGCUACUCAGGCACCACCACGUGCGACAGACGUCGGAGACAGUGUGCGUACUGUCAUGUGCUUCGAACUUCACCAGCCCUCGCAGUGGAGGACGAUGGAAGAUGGACAUCGAACCGAGAGAUAGACACUUUGAUGUACACAUCUUCACGUUGUACAUAUUGUAGAGAUCACGACUAUGUUGUUGUUGCUGCUAACGCUCUCAGAUGAUCUGUUCUCGUGCGCUUAUCAUGUGUUUUGUUGACAGCUGCUGAGUGUUCGCGAGAAGUACUAUAGAGCAUAUUGAAAGUGUGGCCUAACUUUGUUCCUGCGUGUAUUUUGUGCCCGGCCAACGGGAUUUUGUGAGUGUGUACGUCGGUGGCGCAUCACUUCGUGUUGUCCUGAAUGCGCCCUGCGAUGUUUCUGUUGUUCGGCUGUAUACUUCCGUUUGCGUCAUUUGGGAGAUCUUCGUCGAGCUGAAUGAUUAUGCACCCGGAACUGAAGUGCGGUGCUAGGUGCACGCGGUGUAACGAAGGUGCGUCGCUGGGACAUCUUUUCAGAUUUCAGUGCUAUGUUAAUCUAUUCCAGAAGACUCGCGGUGCCGUGUUAAGAGACGCUUGUGAUAGUGCAGAAGGCGGGAAACUAAUAUUUUCAUAGAGGACGAAGCUAAGUUUCCUUAUUUGUAGCGAACGUCGGAGCUGUGUCUCCAGAUGAUGCUUCACUGGAAGACGUAACAGCGUAAAGUCAUUGGCACAAAAAUCGCGGGCACUACAUGGGCUCUAUAUGCAUUCAAGCUACGAGUAUAUUUUUAAUAACUACACUAUACUUGGCUAGAGAGAUGAUCAAAUUUGCAUCCCUGCUUUCUGCGGGUAUACUGGAAGAGUGUAAUCCUCGCUUAGUGCCGUUUUAUCAGUGUACGCUAAAGCAUUAUUUUGAUAGUACUACUACCUCCUUAUUUCGCGUUGCGACUGUCGGCUGAAUCGCCGCUGGUACUGAAUUCCUCUGUCAGGCCGUGAGAGUGACCCGCUUUAUGUUGGCCAGCAGAAUAGUCGUAUUCGUUAUUCGAGGGCCGUUUGGAUGCUGUCAAACUUGUGUAUAGCGUUACGGAAUUCACAUGACCUGUUAAUAUU
Rhipicephalus microplus (southern cattle tick) is the source of this 2809-nucleotide messenger RNA. RefSeq lists its product as uncharacterized. Lineage: Eukaryota; Metazoa; Arthropoda; Arachnida; Ixodida; Ixodidae. Gene Ontology annotation, cellular component: neuron projection membrane. The record is from RefSeq and is a predicted model, not a curated record. Gene Ontology annotation, biological process: synapse organization.